AUGUCCAUAUCAAUUUUAUGGGAAAAUGCGAUAAGAAAUUCCGGAAGUCAAGUAUCCUUCCAUAUGCAACACAUAACGCGUAACGCGAGCUAUGGAGUUGACGACCAACUGUCUCUCUCCGAUAAGUACGAGGCUGGUUCACAUACCUACGCAGAACAUUUAAAAAAUGUCUCUGAAAGGAUUACACACUAUCAGAACUAUUUUAAAGAAUUCGUUAAAUACACAGCAAGAGCGAAUCAAAGCAGUAAGAGCAUGCAAAAAGCGCUUGAGCUCACGAUGGGAAUACCACAACGGGUUCAUGAUCUCGUAUAUACCAAUAAUAUUCAACACUAUCCUGGUGAUACGGGCAAACUUGGACGACUCAUCAGACACUUGGGGAGUGAACGUAGGCUACGGGCUACCCACAUCGCACCAUAUCCCUUUGUAUAUGCCCUAAUAAGCGAACUAACCGCUUGCCGGCUUAUUGCUGCAGGCGCUGCAACAAAACAACAGCGCCUCGGCAGCAACACGCAGGCGAGCAACAAAUUGUUUGUCGCCUCUCCGAAAAAGGUCGCGACGCGUCAUAGAAAAGUCCGCAGCCGACACUAUUGGGUAAUUUUUGUUGAGUAG
Messenger RNA from Strongylus vulgaris, 609 nucleotides. The record is from the annotation of a GenBank genome assembly. Lineage: Eukaryota; Metazoa; Nematoda; Chromadorea; Rhabditida; Strongylidae.